Messenger RNA from Pelodiscus sinensis (Chinese soft-shelled turtle), 7522 nucleotides. The record is from RefSeq and is a predicted model, not a curated record. Lineage: Eukaryota; Metazoa; Chordata; Testudines; Trionychidae.
AGUGACAAAAGAAUGCAAGUGGCUCAUUCUGCAAUCUCUCAAGCAUCAGCAAAUACUCUGGAGUUAGGCCCCCAGCAAAAGCAGGGAAAUUUAGAAGAAUCACAUGAUAGCAGCAUAGCUGAAAAUAAAGAGCUAUCUGAGAGUGACAAAGAUGGCUCUCCAGAGAACCUAAAAAGCUAUAUUAUAGAAAAGCAAGAAAUGGAAGAUGUUUCAAUAAUCCUUCCACACACUGCUGCCAAAAGUAGUCAACAGCAUGUUUCAAAUGUAGGAUCUGAAAAACACAGAGACUCAAGCAAUCUGAAAACAGUCACCAGCACCGAUGAAAAGGAACAUAAAGACAUGGCUCCAAAAAAUAAGGAUUUAUUGGAGUUAAGUUAUCACAGUGACUGUCAGGAUAUAUGCGGAAGUAAAUCAGAUUUGUCUCUAGACAUUACAAGCAGCCCUCAAACAUCACCUCCUUUGUUAGAGCCAGAAACAUUCAAAUAUAAUCCUGAUGCAGUACCAGAGGAGGACUCAGAUAAAAGUAUUGCUUCUAUGGAAGGGAAUAUGUGUGACACUGAGCAUCUGCAGAAUAGUUCUGAUCUCCAGGUAUCUACUUUGCAAGACUGCACUCAGCAAAAUAAAACCGACCUUGAGGCAGAAGAAAAUAGCUUCAGGAGGCAGAUCUCUAGCAAGCCCAAGCAGGAGAGCUAUUCUUUGAUCUCAGUCAGUAAUCGUGAAGAAGCAUGUCAAGAUGAUGCACUUUCAAAAGAAUCUGACAUAAAUGAACAGCCAAACAGCAUAUGUAAGGCAGUAGACAAUAUUAAUGUAAGCAGUGCUGGUGCUAUUGACUGUAUUCCAGGGGCACAGAAUUCAAUAAAUGUCACUGAUGCACCACAGACUUCACUAACUGAUAUUGAAAUAAUAUGUUCUAAUGAUGACUUCGAGGAAAAUAUAUAUGAAAAAAACAAGAACGCUGCUCAAAUACCUAGUUCAGAAAACCAGGAAAAAACACAAUCGUUGGCAGAAGGCUCAGUUCUAGAGACAAAAAAGGAUCUGCCUUCAGACAGCGAAAUCAUCCCAGAAAUUGAAAAUAUAAAAAUAAAUUUUGAAAGGGACUCAUCUGUCACAGAGACGAGCAAUCAGAAUGCUGAUGCAAAGGAAUAUCCUUCUGCAUUACAGGAACACAGGGAAGUGGCUCCCAGCAAUGCUUCAUAUACAUUAAACUGCAUUAAAAAAGCCAAGAAUGAGUAUCUGCCUGCUAGGUCUGCAACAGAAGAACUCCCAAAUCUUUUGACGUCGACCUUUGCAUUGGAUUAUCAUAGUGAAGCUAGCCAGCAACCUGAAACCUGUAAAAAUGACAGCAUUGUGGAUGAGUUACUAAAUAAUAAGCUGGUAGUUAAAACAUGCCUAAAUGUCUUAGAAGCUACUUCUGAAUUGCAGAGUACAGCUGAUGCUACUGUACCUGUGCAUUUAAAAGACAUUUCACCUGGGAUAAUAAACACAGCUGAUGAAAACAUCACGGAAGUGGAAAAUUUGGAAAAUACUUCAGUGAAAGAAACGAGUAUUCCUGGCCAGACUUUCCUGUGUGAAGGAGAGAGAAUUUCAUCCAUAUCGAAUCAUGCUGAUGCAGGGCAAUUUGCAGGAAAUUUAUCACAAUUUAAUUUUGAGAAGCUGAAGGAGAUUUCUACAAUUAAAACUAAAGGAACAAAAAGUGAUCUAAACUUCAAAGCACAGAAAAGUGACAGUUCAACUGAGCCUCUGUUCAGUCUUCCUAGCCUAGAAGAGAGACUGCUGGUUCUUUCAUCUGCUGGUAAACAAGAAAGAGGUAACGAGGAAAUUGCAACAAAUAUCUGCAAAGAUGACAAGUUCAGGAAGAUCUCAGAAAACUCUGGAAGUGAAAAUGUUUUGAAAGAGGAUACUAUCAUAACCAAGACAAAAAUAAAUAUUUCCAAACAGUCUGCAGAAAACAGUGAAAGGGCAAAUGAUAUUUCAAUUUCCAGGACCUUUGGUACUGGUUCCAGUUUUCCUGAUUUCAGGGACCAUAUAAGCAAAAUAUUUGAGAAAACUGUGCGCAAUACUUUAAAUGCUGAAUUACCCCAACUUUCAUCUGAAAUACAUGCUGGAAGGGGGCAGAGUCUAGUAGAUAAAAGUACACCAUUUCUGCAAAGCUCUAAGAACUUUUCAGAGCCUAACACAGUAGCUGAAGGAAUUGAUGCAAGCAUGAGUAAUGUAGGAGAAGAAAGUGACUCGAAAAUAGAGAGACAAGAGCUGCCUUUGGAUUCUGAGAUUUUUAGUGAAGUGCUCAAAGAGAAGACAGCUCAGCUAGAAGACAUGAUCAGAGAACUAAAGCUUCCAGAAAAUGCGGAACAUAAACAGCCAGGUACCUUUUCAGAAGAGAAAGUGUCCUUAUUGGAUGGUUCUAAAUCUGUUGAACCGUCUCUUGUGAAUUUAAGAAAGCAGGACAGCAAAACUGAGAGCCCAAAAAGCAGUCAGCUGGAAGGAGAGGCAGAUACACAUACUAGCAGGGUGAAUGCUAAAGCUCCUGUUGACCAAGAGAUAGGAAAGCUGGAAUCUGCUUCAUCCGAUGGGGUUGAAACUGUGAACUUAACUGCAUCUUAUGAUAAGGAGGACCAACCCACUUUAGAAAAUACAGGCAUUGUUCUGAAGGGUGAUUUACAAAGUGCCGCCAUCCCAGAGGCAGAAGAAUGUAAUGUAAUGUUACAAUGUCAUGCAGAAUCAGAAGAUCUAAUAUCUUAUGGAAAGCAAUGCCAGGACAUUAUGCCAAAUGAGCAGAAGAAAAGCAAAGACUGUAACCCAAGCCCUGUCAAUAGCACCUGCAACAUGUCAGCAUCAGCAAUUGUCCAAGGAGAUAACUUCAAAGCUGAAGUAAAAAGAGAUGAUCUUCAUAUGUUGCCUGUUGAAAACCAAGAGAAAUCCUCUCUCAAUAAUCUGGUGCAUGAAAUUAAGUCUCGGGAUGACACGUGUAUGAUGCUGGAUGCUUUGGGAAGCAGAAAAAAUGUGGAAAUAUUAGGAAACGUUCAAGACACACAGCAGGGGAAAGAAGCAACAAUAUGUGGGUUAUUAGUUCCCUUAAAAAAUGACCUAAGCCAUGAUGAUCAUUCCCAAGCUGACUUCAUGUUUAAAGUCAGCUGUGUCACUAAGGGAGAGGUAAAGAAAGAAAGUGACACCAUGUUCGGCACAGCAGAAGCAGAGGCAUCUGUAUGUGGCAAUGAACAACUUGGCGACACCCCUAAAACAGGUAUUACAAAGACAGUGUUAAUUGGUGAAGGUGACACAGCUUUGCAAGCAAGCAUUCAAGAUCAAGGGACAAAUAAAAAAAAGCAUUACUCAGAAACUAUUACCAGGCUGGAACCAGAAGAGGUUUUUAUAAGUACAGAUUUUAAUGUUGCUUCUGCAAAUCAAUGGAGCAAGAUGCAUUCAGAACAUGACAGCUCACCGCUGGAUUCGGAAGGAAAGGCACCAAUCUCUUCAUUCGCUGAGUCUAAGAAACAUCACAGGAAUGAAUUUCUGGACAUGCCUACUGAAGGAUUUCCUACAGAAAGCAACUUCCCUGAACCCUGUCAUUCUGUCCUUCCUGUACCUGAAAAGGAUGCUAUAACUGUAACAACUAAGGCCACAUCAGAUGAGGCAAGAGAUGACAUCAGAGUAGAAAGUUCUCCUGUGCCAGGUGAUGUCAUAAAAUUGGCUUCUUCCACUGAUUCUUCCCAGCAACCGUUAGCGGGUUCUCUGCCUUGUGAAAAUGUUGCUGCUCUGGUUGAAGCUGAGCUGACUGCAGCAAGCACUUCUCAGCCUGGUAGCUACAAAGAAGUGGAGAACCCUUUUACAUCUGUUCCUGAGGAUGCAUCUUUGGCUCCUACACCAGCUAAUGAUGUAGAAUCGCUUGCUCAAGAUGGUACUAGAUUGACAAAGGAAGUAAAGAGGAGUUCAGACUCUGAAGAAGCGUUCGAGACACCAGAAUCCACAACUCCUGUAAAGGCUCCACCUGCACCAUCUCAGAUACCACUGGAAGCAGUGGUGGUAGAAGCAGCAGCAGCAGCAGCAGCAGCAGACUCAGCUGAACAGGAAGUAAGGACACAGCUUCCCUUGGAAGACACAGGAUCCUGUUCCGAUACUGUGUCCAUAAUUGAUGCAUCGCACGUUGAAUCAAUUGAAGAAAGCCCUUUCCGUCCUCCCUCCCAUUCAUUUUCUACUGUCUUUGAUGAGGAUAAGCCUAUAGCCAGCAGUGGGACUUACAACUUAGACUUUGAUAACAUUGAAUUGGUAGAUUCUUUCCGUAACGUAGAACCUAGCACUCCAGACGCUACGAAUUGUGACCCUAAAGUGAAUGUUAGAAGGAAAUCCACAGAUUCGGUCCCAAUUUCCAGAACUACUUUGUCUCGGUCCCUUAGUUUGCAAGCUAGUGAUUUUGAUGGAGUUUCUUAUCUUGGCAAUAAUGAGACUGUAGUUCCAACGGCAGAUGUGUUCAAUACUGGGUCAAGUAGUGCUUCUAGUACCCUUAAGCGAACAAAGAAACCCAGGCCACCUUCCUUAAAGAAGAAGCAAUCUGCAAAAAAAUCUGCAGACUCUCCACCAGUGAAAGAAACACAACAAGAACCAUCUGACAUUACCCAACAAGCUUUUGUCCCGAGUGAAGAAAAACUGGUGUCUGAAGUAAAAGUUGAAUCAAUUAAAUCUGAAUGUACUGAACCUUCCCAAAUCUCUGCAGAGAAACAGGAGGUCCCUGCUGAGCCUGAAACUUCCUAUCCCUUUGAGCAAGAGAACUUUGAAGGGAAUAGUACAUUUAGUACUGGAGGCAGCAAAGUGCAAAAUUCUCCCCCUGCCAGUAAAAAAACCCAACCUCUUACAACGGCACCAGAGGCUGUGAAGGUGACUCCAUCUGACACUGGAGGACAAGAGGAUCCUCCAGUCAAAGGUCUAGCUGUGAGACUAGAGUUUGAUUAUUCUGAGGAAAGGGGCAGCAGAGAAGACCUGCAAGAAAGCACUGCCCCGCCCAAAAAGACAGGUAAAAAAUCUGGUGCCAAAAUGCCACUAAGGAGGCCAAAGACUAAAAAGACAGUGGAAAAGCUUGAUAAUGCUCCUACCACACCAACCAAGUCACUCACUGAGCCCAGUGAUAUCCCGAUUUCAAAAGGUUCUUAUACUUUUGAUAUUGACAAGUGGGAUGAUCCCAACUUUAACCCAUUCUCUUCCACUACAAAAAUGCAAGAAUCUCCCAAAUUGCCACAAGAAGCUUACAGUUUUGAUCCAGACACCUGCGAGGAUUCAAUUGAUUCUUUCAGGCCGUCUUCAAAGAUCACCAGCUCACCUUCCAAAUCUCCAGCCUCCUUUGAGAUACCAGCCAAUGGCAAUGAAACAAAUGGAACUGAAGGAGACAACCUAAAUAAACCCGCAAAAAAAAAGAAGACACCACUGAAAACGAUGGUAGAAGAUGUGAUGUCUGUAUGUUCUCUGUUUGAUACAUUUAGGGUGAAAAAGUCACCAAAAAGAUCUCCCCUCUCAGAUGCACCCUCUCAGGACUCCACUCCGCUGCCUACUCCAGAAACACCCCCAGUUAUAUCCACUGUAGUUCAUGCGACAGAUGAGGAAAAACUGGCUUCUUCAGUAACCAGUCAAAAAUGGACUUGCAUGACUGUGGCUCUGGAUUCAGAUAAACAGGAUUACCCACAGCCAUCCGAUCUAUCUACAUUUGUAAACGAGACCAAGUUCAACUCCCCUACAGAGGAGCUGGAAUAUGGCAACUCAUAUGAAAUAGAAUAUAUGGAGAAAAUAGGCUCCUCCUUGCAGCAAGAUGAUAGCAUCCCGAAGAAACAAUCUUUGUACCUUGUAUUUGAUGCACAGCAGGGAAGUCCAGUCAAAUCUCCUCCAGUCAGACUAUCUGAUUCUACAACUCCAUGUUCAGGAUCAAGUUUUGAUGAAACUGAAGCCCAGCUAUCCUCUGGAAUGAAAACGCAGCACCCAGCUUCCCGAAUUCUAACUGCCAGCCAAGAGACACGCAUACAGACACCAGACAAAUCAAAACAGAAAGAACUCGAGCCCAUGAGCUUAGGAACAGUUUCAGAUGCCACUGAAAUAACAACUCCUGUGGACUCCUUUAUCUCUGCUGAGGCUCUUCUCAAUAGGAUAUCUCAUCAGACAUCCAUAUGUGGUCAACUUGAAUAUCUAGAACCUGACUUAGCAGAAAAGAACCCCCCAGUAUUUGCUCAGAAACUUCAGGAGGAGUUAGAGUUUGCUGCAAUGAGGAUAGAAGCUCUGACGCUAGCCAGACAGAUUACCCUGUCUUCUUUCUCCUCCUUAGAUUCCGAGAAAGAGCCUGCUAUCCCAGCAGACGUUUCCAUCUCGAAAAGUACUCUGUAUUCACGAAUCAGUACUUCUGAGGCAGAAAAUACCUCAGGUCUUCUCUACCAACAACAAGAUUUGGAUUCUGCACUACGAAUUGCCAGAGAGGAGACUGUGGCAAAAGAAAGAGAAGUAUCUGAAUGGAAAGACAAAUAUGAAGAAAGCCGAAGGGAGGUGAUGGAGAUGAGGAAAAUAGUUUCAGAAUAUGAGAAGACGAUUGCUCAGAUGAUAGGCAAACCUGAGGAUGAACAGAGAGAGAAAUCAGUCUCCCAUCAUACUGUUCAGCAGCUGAUAGUAGAGAAGGAACAAGCUUUGGCAGACCUGAACUCAGUGGAGAAAUCUCUGGCAGAUUUAUUUAGGAGAUACGAAAAAAUGAAAGAGGUUUUGGAGGGAUUUCGGAAAAAUGAAGAAGUGUUAAAGAAAUGUGCACAGGAGUAUUUAUCACGAGUAAAGAAAGAGGAGCAGAGGUAUCAGGCACUCAAAGUUCAUGCAGAAGAAAAACUGGACAGAGCCAAUGCUGAAAUUGCACAAGUCCGAGGCAAGGCUCAGCAAGAACAAGCAGCGUAUCAGGCCAGUCUCCGUAAAGAGCAGCUGAAAGUGGAUGCAUUGGAAAGAACACUGGAACAAAAGAAUAAAGAGAUAGAAGAAUUAACAAAGAUUUGUGAUGAACUGAUUGCCAAAAUGGGGAAAAGCUAACUUUUAACCAAAUUUGUGGACUUCAACAUUGAGUGCAAUAUGACCAUUGGCACACUGAUGUCCAUACGUUGAUGUGGACAGGUUAUAUUUUCACUUUUUCGUAUGCACUACUGUAUUUUCUUUCUAAAUAAAGUUGAUUUAAUUGUAUGCAGUACUAAGAUGACUAUCAGAAUUUCUUGCUAUCGUUUGCAUUUUCAUAUAUUUCAUAGCAAGUUGAUCUCAAAGUUCCUGUAUCAGGGAGAUGGUCAAGUUCUCUAAUAAAUUACAAAUUGCUGAUCCUAGCCUUCCCUUUGUACAUGAGUUCCCAUGUUGGAUGUCUUUUGGAUUUAAUAUAAACAUGUAUUACUUGCAUGGGGACUCUUGCCUUAAGGAGUGUAAACUUGAUCUGCAUUUGUUGAUUUGUAAAAUAAAAUAAAAAGUGGGAAAAAAAGCAUGUCUCUCAAAUAAAAUUCUAUUGUAAAUAAAUUUUUUCGUUGAAACUUAAAAA